AUGAGUCAACGCACGGUAAUUUCGAAUGUUCGUGUAUUCGAUGGGGUCGGCCUCACGCCGCCCACCAACGUCACCUUCUCCGACGGUCGCAUUGUCAGCGUUGGCAAUGAGAGCGCAGGCGGUGCCGACACGGUGGUUGACGGCACUGGACGGUUUCUCUUCCCCGGGUUCAUCGACUCACACGUCCACCUCAGCGGCGCGCGACACCAGCUCGAGCACCUCGCUAACUGGGGAGUCACCUGCGCCUUGGGCAUGGGGGAAUGGUUUCCUGACAAGGUGAACGCCUUGCGUGGAAGCGCUGGGCUGACGGAGAUCCUCAGCGCUGGCAUACCGGCGACGACCCCGGGGAGCCUGCACAGCAAGAUGCUGCCUAUCGACUCCCGCGCGUUCGUCACCGGUCCAGACGAUGCGCCGCGCUUUGUGAGGGACCGGCUCGCGCAGGGCGCCGAUUACAUCAAGAUUGUCGCGGACGCGCCAGGCCCGAGCCAGGCGACAGUCGACGCGCUCGUCGCGGCAGCUCACGAGCAAGGGAAGCUUGUAGUCACACAUGCGGCAACUCACCUGCCUUUCAGCAUGGCUCUGGAGGCAAACCCGCGUCCGGACUUCAUCACCCACGUGCCGCGAGACAAGGUUCUGGACGAAGGCGAGACGCAGAAGAUGGCCCAGGCUCAGCAGGUGUCCAUUCCGACGCUCGCCAUGAUGGCCAGCAUCUGCUCGCCCCUGCCCUGGAGUGCGAUCCUGCGCGUGCUGCUUCAUCCAUCACUGCUCCUAACGGUGCUCAAGGGGCGAAGACACUUUGCGGGAGCCGAGACGUACGUGAACGCGCAGGACUCUGUUAAGCAACUACACCGCGCCGGCGUCAAGAUCCUGGUCGGCACCGACUCCAACGAGGAGGAAGACUCACCAUUCACGAUCCCUCAUGGCGAGUCCCUGCAUCGCGAGAUGGAGCUGCUGGUCGAGGCUGGGAUCGGAAUCGUGGACGUACUCAGGGGCGCGACAGUUCUACCGGCCGAGUGCUUCGGACUGCGGGAUCGGGGAGUCAUUGAGCCUGGGAAGAAAGCGGAUCUGGUGCUGCUGAAGGCAAAUCCGCUUGACGACAUUCGAGCGACGAGGCAGAUUGAGCGUGUGUGGUGCGGAGGGGUCGAACGGACCAGAGGCUGA
Messenger RNA from Purpureocillium lilacinum, 1161 nucleotides. RefSeq lists its product as uncharacterized. The record is from RefSeq and is a predicted model, not a curated record. Lineage: Eukaryota; Fungi; Ascomycota; Sordariomycetes; Hypocreales; Ophiocordycipitaceae. Gene Ontology annotation, molecular function: hydrolase activity, acting on carbon-nitrogen (but not peptide) bonds.